GGGUCCUACACCUUGCAAGAGGUCAAAAGUCAAAGAACUAAGAAUUUUAAAGUAGUGAACUCGUGUUCAUCCCAUAGAUCACGCUUUCAGUUUCCCCAAGGAAACCUUCACCAUCACCACAGUGGAACUGUUACGGGCCUUCACACUACCAAAUACCUUUUCCUUCAAUGGGCUUAGUGCAACCCGUGUCAGAUAUUUAGUUGUCUCCCAUUGGAUUGAUAUCUAUCUACCCCUCUACAUCGUGAACUCCAUCAGGGCAGGAAUUGUGCCUGUUUUGUCUCACAACUAUAGCACCAGCCCUUGGCACAUGCUUAAUGAGAUAUUUGCUCAUUUAUUCAUUCACUCAACAACAACAAAAAGUUUUAACUGACUUGAUGUGCUUUGGACAUUGUUCUAAGUCUGGGGGUACAGCAGUAAAAAAAAAGAAAAAAGAAAACAGCAAAACUUCUUGCUCUCAUGGAGCUAAUAUUCUAGUAGGAGGGUAAAAGUACUAAUGAUGAUGAAGGAAUCCAAACUGACUAACUUCCAACAGCGCCACAUCAUGGACACCAUGAAAAGAGGAGACACUCUGCCCUUACAGUGCAGCCCAACAUCCAACCAGAGGGUCUUGCCUUCCAGGCAGAUGGCCCCGGCCAUCAGCUUGCCUCCCAUCCUGGCAGUCCGGUCCCACCUCCGGCCUGCCAGCAUAUGCCAAGCCAACGGAGCCUACAGCCGGGAGCCAUUCAAGCCGCAAGCCACCAGAGACAUGGAGAAAGAAAAACGAAGACUCCAAAACAUCUUUGCCACUGGGAAGGACCCAGAUGAACGGAAAAGAAAGCCGCCUCCUGUGUGUCAGGAAGACCCAGCCCCUGAACCGGACCGGUUUGAAGAACUGAUAAAGGAAAUCCAGGAGAGGAAAGAGUUCCUGACUGACAUGGAGGCCCUAGGACAGGGCAGACAGUACCGAGGAAUCAUCCUUGCUGAAAUCUCCCAGAAACUACGGGAAAUGGAAGACAUUGACCACAAGAGGAGUGAGGAGCUUAGGAAGGCUCUUGCCACUGCUUAAUCUCUCUCCAGAGACAAGGACAGGGUAGCCCCACCUGGCCACUGAAGCCCACCCCUUUGCCAA
Manis javanica (Malayan pangolin) is the source of this 1108-nucleotide messenger RNA. The record is from RefSeq and is a predicted model, not a curated record. Lineage: Eukaryota; Metazoa; Chordata; Mammalia; Pholidota; Manidae.